This is a messenger RNA of Dovyalis caffra, 1305 nucleotides long. NCBI's taxonomy places the organism in Eukaryota, Viridiplantae, Streptophyta, Magnoliopsida, Malpighiales, Salicaceae. The record is from the annotation of a GenBank genome assembly.
AUGGCUGUAGCUUUAUUUUGGGUUGGUAGUGCCAUACCAAGCCCAGAGGUUUCCAAUUGUUCUGGAUUCCUGGACUCUAUCAGGGUUUUGGAUACAACAAAGUUUGGCAAUUCUAGAGAUCGGAGUUCGAAUUUUAAGGUUGGAGAGAAAACGGGUAGGAAACAGAAAUGGAAGUCCUGUUCUAUCAAUACAGAUUUGGGGUAUUUAGGUGGUAGUAGUAAUGGAAGCAAAUUGCCUGUAAUAUCAAGCAUGGUAGCAAGCCAUGCUGGAGAAAUGGCUGUGUCGUCAUCCGAGCAGAUGGUUUAUAAUGUGGUGAUUAAGCAGGCAGCUUUGGUUAAGAAAGAACUGAAGUCUAGAGGUGAUCUUGAUGUGAAACCAGAUGUUGUUCUUCCAGGGACCUUGAGCUUGUUGACUGAAGCUUAUGAUAGGUGUGGAGAAGUUUGUGCAGAGUAUGCCAAGACAUUUUACUUGGGAACUCUGCUCAUGACCCCGGAAAGGCGAAGAGCUAUUUGGGCGAUAUAUGUUUGGUGUAGGAGGACUGAUGAGCUUGUUGAUGGGCCUAAUGCUUCCCACAUUACACCGGCAGCUUUAGGCAGAUGGGAGGCAAGGUUGGAAGAUCUUUUCGAAGGACGUCCAUUUGAUAUGAUGGAUGCUGCUCUAGCAGACACAGUUGCUAAAUUUCCUGUUGACAUUCAGCCAUUCAAAGAUAUGAUUGAAGGAAUGAGGAUGGACCUAAGCAAAUCAAGAUACCAAAACUUUGAUGAGCUCUAUCUUUACUGUUAUUAUGUUGCCGGGACUGUUGGACUAAUGAGUGUUCCAAUCAUGGGCAUUGCACCUGAAUCUCAGGCAUCAACCGAGAGUGUUUAUAAUGCUGCCUUGGCAUUGGGGAUAGCUAAUCAGCUCACUAACAUACUCAGGGAUGUUGGAGAAGAUGCAAGAAGAGGAAGGGUUUAUCUACCACAAGAUGAGCUGGCACAGGCAGGGCUUUCCGAUGAUGACGUCUUUGCUGCUAAGGUGACAGAUAAGUGGCGAAACUUUAUGAAGAAUCAAAUUAAGAGGGCAAGGAUGUUCUUUGAUGAGGCAGAGAAAGGAGUUCCAGAACUGAGUGCUGCUAGUCGAUGGCCGGUUUCGGCAUCCUUGAUGCUAUAUCGGCAAAUACUAGACGAGAUAGAGGCUAACGAUUACAACAACUUCACGAAGAGGGCGUAUGUGAGCAAAGCCAAGAAGAUAGUUACUUUGCCAUUUGCAUAUGCAAAAUCUUUCAUCAGUCCAUCGCCGGUGCCAUCUCCUUUUGCAAAAACAUAA